Physcomitrium patens is the source of this 3257-nucleotide messenger RNA. RefSeq names its product patatin-like protein 2. The record is from RefSeq and is a predicted model, not a curated record. Gene Ontology annotation, biological process: lipid metabolic process. Gene Ontology annotation, molecular function: glycerophospholipase activity; monoacylglycerol lipase activity. Lineage: Eukaryota; Viridiplantae; Streptophyta; Bryopsida; Funariales; Funariaceae.
CUCUAUCGUUUUGCCGUGGCAAACAUAUGCACUCAUCGGCACUAACGUCCUCAUAGAAUCUGUUGGAUUAAGGUCACCUCAUGCUCAGUCCCAAUCUAAUAGCAACCCAGUUGCUAAACAAGCUCAAUUACAUUCACAAAAUGUUGAUUAAUGGUUGGCUGUUACGAAGCAUUCGGGGUAGCUAAAGACGCAAAUGGCUGAGUAGCCUUUGGCUAGUUAAACAGACGAUCAAUGGAGGAGGGUCGUGGAUCAGGUGCAUGGGAUCUUGUCUCAAAGGGAGAGUCUCCCUCAUGCUCGCAACCCGCCACGGCUCAUUAUUGAAGGGUAACUAGUUUGUGAAAGACCGUCCACUGGUGGUUGAAAUAUUCGCCUCCGACGCAGCUUCCUGUUGCACGAUGUGCGUCGAAGUGCAGUACUGUGGAUCGGCAGCUUCGGUAAUUGAGGAUUAGACCAACCUUUGUAAUUGCGGCUUUGAAGGUGGGUGCGCCUAUGAUCGGGUGAAAAGCGAGGACUGGUUGUCGUCCACCACUCCGGCCUCAAAUACUCGCUCCUGCGGUGCUGGAUAGAGCGUUCAGUUCAGUGUCCUGGGGGGUUAAUUGAGCUGGAUCUGCAAGAGGGCUUGCUGGAGAGAGAGAGAGAGAGAGAGAGAGAGAGGGUGUGAGUUUGUGCGGAGCUGAGGUCUUGCAGCAGUUAUGCCUGGGUUCAUGACGCAGAGGCCUACGGGCCAGGUUGGGAAGCGGGUGACUAUACUGAGCGUGGAUGGAGGGGGAGUGCGGGGACUUAUCCCGGCCACCAUCCUGGCCGAGCUUGAGGGCAAGCUUCAGAGAUUGGAUGGGCCAGAAGCGCGCCUGGCCGACUACUUCGACAUCAUAGCUGGAACCAGCACUGGUGGACUCAUUACCUCCAUGAUUUCGUCCCCAAGCGCCGAGGGCUCAAACCGACCUUUGUUCACAGCCCGAGAAGUCGUGCAGUUCUACCAAAAGCACGCAAACAAGAUCUUCCCUCAGGGCAAAGGCCCGUUUGGGCAGACACGGAGGCACUUCAUGGCCUUGAACGGGCCCAAGUAUAAACCACGAGGAUUGCAGCGCUUAUUAGACCAGUAUUUUGAGAGCGAUCCUCUUCUUGACCGAGCGCUGACGUCCAUCAUUAUCCCGGCCUUCGAUACGAAACUGCAACAACCGAUCUUCUUCUCGUCCUGGCAGGCGCAAAGAGAUCCUCUUGAGAAUCCUCCCAUUAAAGCUGUUUGCCGAGCUUCGUCUGCAUCGCCGACAUACUUCCCACCAAUCCAUUUCACUCUGACUGAUACCUCCAGGGAGCCCAACGAAACACGAGAGUUCAACUUGAUAGAUGGCGGUGUUGUUGUGAACAAUCCGACAUAUGUCGCGAUUACGCAAGCAAUCAAGGAAUCGCAAGCCGGCGGGGCUCUGGCAGAAAGAGUGGAUAAUUCGAGCUACAACGAUAUCCUGGUCCUCUCGCUUGGUACAGGACAACAUACAAUGGGCUACGACGCAAGGGAUGUGGCAAAGUGGGGAAUUGUAGACUGGUUGGCAAACAAAGGCGAGGCACCUUUGGUUGAUAUGGUGUUCAAUGCCAGUGCAGAUAUGGUGGACUACAACCUCUCAAUCAUGUUUCAGUCACAACAAUGCGCAUCCAAUUACCUUCGAAUUCAGACAGACAACUUGAACGGGCCUCUUGCAUCUGUGGACGAUUCAUCGGAAUCCAAUCUGUGGAAGCUAAUGGCUACGGCGAAGCACCUUCUGGAUGAGCCAGUAACUGUGCGGAACUUCCAAACUGGGAAACUCCACUCCAUUCCUUGUGGUGGGACUAACCGGGAAGCUCUUUACAGGUUUGCAGAGUGGCUAUCAGAAGAGCGGAAGACCCGCCUGGCUACAGAGCCUCCACCAGCCCCAGUGGAGCUGGCCCCACCCCCUGUUGUCGUUGAGACUCCCUCUCCUCCUCCAGAAGCAGCUGAUUCCCCACCUGCAGAGGAGAAGCCCGCGGAACAGCCAGCCGAACAGCCAGCCGCUCCAGAGCCGGAAGAGGCAGCUCCACCAGCUGCAUCAGCAGCCCCUGAAGCCAAAUCAGACGCACUCGGUGAGGAUGCCCAUGUAGUGGUAAAGGAGGAGAAAGCAAGCGCCUAUGUCACGUUUCCCUACGUCCCAAGGGCUGCUUACUUCGACGAUCCUUUCAACACCCGGAGGGUAGAUUCUUCCUACGUUCCAUUCAGUGACCCAGCUUACAGAGCUUCACAUUCCUCACCGAAUUCUUCCGACUACUCCAACUCUUCGUACAAUUCAUCCCACAAUUCCUCAUACAAUCCCACGUCUCGCAACCCCUACAGCUCCUCAUCCUACGAGACUUCCAACCGUGUGUCCACAUACAUGCCAUCCCCGUUCGAGGAUGCGUAUCGGACACCGGCAUACAGUCAAAGCUCGUACGAGCCCUCGUUCUCUACCUCUUAUCCUGAGCAGAAAUACCAAAUAUCCUACUCUUCGUAUUCCAGACCUUCCUAUGAGUCUUCCCAGGAUGAUCAAUCCAACAACGGCUCCUCGUAUGGCUCCUACUCAUGCGAUUCUACUCAUGACAGCUAUUCUUACACACCAUCCUAUGCUCCUGAUACCUCAGUGACAGCCUCCGCAUACGAGAGACCGAGCUAUGAGUCGACGUCCACCUCUUAUGCUGCUACUCCGGAGCCGACUCAGUAUGCUUCGUAUGGAGAUGCACACUCUUCCUCGUCCUACUCCUCGACGUCUUACCGAGACACCGAGAGAUUCGGAGCAGGAUCAAGUGCACCAAGGGGUUAUCAAGACCUCUUCGGCUUCUUCGCUUGAAACUUGGACGUUACUCACCGCGAUUAUCACGAUCCUAUGACGGACUUCAUGUGGUAUUAGGUAAUAGUAGGAUAAAGUGGAUUAGUUAUAGUCUGUGAACAUGGGCUUUCUGAAUCACACAACACAUGCUGUGCACUAACUUGUGUACCAGGGAUUAACACUACCAUAUGUAUUGCGAGAUCUAGGUUGCAAGGUCGCCGUAUAAUUUUGCCAGCCAUAGCCGUAGACCAAGUCUAUUGCCAACUUGGACUUGUGUGUUCUUAUCCUUGAGCAGCAAGCGUCGCUUGAGAUGAGGGGUGAUGGAAUCUGGAGUAGAGGUGGGGUCAGCAAUUUGGCCUGCCCUGCCACACCACCCAUGAUGACAACAUCUGUAAAUAAAAGCACGGUCUUGAAAUUUUAGACUUGUGUUGGUGUGUUUCGAUUUGA